CGUGAUAGCUAAACCAAUCGAAAUCUGAUGCAUUGAGAGGCCACUGAGAAUAGGAUCGUCUCUUCCACUCAGAUUCCACUCCCAACUUGAAUCGGCCGCACGACCUAUUUACUAGUUUUCCCAUUCCCAAGUGCGGGAGAGGUGGCUGUUUGUUGGUGUAAGUGGCUCAGGGGGGAAUAAACUUUCUGAGAUGGGGGGAGAGAAGGGCGGUAAGAAUGGCAAGACCAAGAGGAAGCGUCCAUCCAAGGAGCUGUCCAGCGGAGACGCACCCAGAAGUAAAAAGCCCGAGAAGGAUGAAGACGAAGCCGUGAAGAUGUCUGAAAAGGAUCAGAAGAGAAAAGCCUCUCGGAAGGUCAAGACUGUCAAAACGGAGACACUUGAGAGUGAAAUGGAGGAUUUUGUGAGCACUCCUGGCCAUGUGACCGUGAAGGCAGAGCCAGACGAUGGCGACUUUGUGGCCGAGAAAAAGGGGAAGAAGAGAGUUAGAGAGAGCGAGCCCACAGAGGCGACGGCAUGCUCAACAUCAACUGUGAAGAAGAGGAAGAAAAUGAAGGAAGAGAAAGAGGAGGUUGAAGCUGAAGGCCAGAGGAAUGAGAAGAAGAAAAAGAAGAGAAUAAAGGAGCCAAAACCAGAAAAGUCGGAACAACCGGUGUCCUCAAAGAGGAAGAAGACGAAGGAGGAGAUCGAAGCUGCGAAGCUUUUGAAGAUAAAGAUGAAAGAAGAGGAGGAGAAACAGAGGUGGCGAUGGUGGGAGGAGGAAAAGUAUGAGGAUGGUGUUAAGUGGAAGUUUCUGGAACACAAAGGGCCUUAUUUCCCCCCAGAGUACUUGCCCCUGCCUGACAACGUGAAAUUCUACUACAAUGGGGAAGCCGUACAGCUGAGCCCAGUAGCAGAGGAAGCGGCCCUGUUCUUUGCCCAGAUGCUGGAUCAUGACUACACCACCAAGGACGUGUUCCGCAACAACUUCUUCAAGGACUGGAGGAAGGAAAUGAGUCUGGAAGAGAGGAUGCUCAUCACGGACCUGAAUAAGUGUGACUUUGGGGAGAUCUUCCGCAUGCACCAGGAGAGGGUGCAGGCCAGACGCAACAUGAGCAAAGAAGAGAAACAGGUAAUCAAGGAGGCCAAUCAGAAGAUAGUAGAGGACUAUGGCUUCUGCCUGCUGGACCACCACCGGGAACGCAUCGGCAACUUCAAGAUCGAGCCACCGGGCCUUUUCCGUGGGCGAGGCGACCACCCAAAACAGGGCAUGCUGAAGAAGAGGCUCCAGCCUGAGGAUAUCAUCAUCAACUGCAGCAAAGAAUCAAACAUCCCACAACCCCCUGCUGGUCACAAGUGGAAGGAGGUUCGCCAUGACAACACGGUGACGUGGCUGGCCAGCUGGACGGAGAAUGUGCAGGGCUCGUGCAAAUACAUCAUGCUUAAUGCCAACUCCAAACUGAAGGGUGAGAAAGACUGGGAGAAAUAUGAGGUGGCCCGGAGGCUGAAGGGCUGUGUGGAGCAGAUCAGGACCCAGUAUAAGCAAGACCUCAAGUCCAAGCAGAUGAGCAUACGCCAAAGAGCUGUGGCCCUCUACUUCAUCGACAAGCUGGCCCUCAGGGCGGGGAACGAAAAGGAGGAGGGCGAGACGGCCGACACGGUGGGCUGCUGCUCCCUGCGUGUGGAGCACAUCGCCCUCCACCCGCAGCUGGACGGAGAGCAGAACGUGGUGGAGUUCGACUUCCUGGGUAAAGACUGCAUCCGCUACUACAACAAGGUCCCCGUCACCAAGAGGGUAUUCAAAAACCUGAAGAUUUUCAUGAACAACAAGCAAGGAGGAGAUGACCUGUUCGACUGUCUGAACACGUCUGUAUUGAAUAAGUACCUUACCUCACUAAUGGCUGGGCUGACCGCCAAGGUGUUCCGAACGUACAACGCCUCCAUCACUCUGCAGGAGCAACUGAAGGAACUGUCCACCAUGUCAGACAAUGUGCCUGAGAAGCUGCUGUCAUACAACAGGGCCAACCGUGCGGUUGCAGUACUCUGCAACCACCAGCGGGCGCCGCCAAAGACCUUUGAGCAGUCCAUGGCCAACCUGCAGGCCAAGAUUGACAGUAGGAAGGAGCAGCUGGCCCUGGCGAAGUCUGAGCUGAAGCAGGCCAAGAAGGAGCUGGUGAGCGGCUCGGACAGCAAGCUGCAGGCCGUGGUGGAGAAGAAGAAGAAGACUGUGCAGCGCUGUGAGGAGCAGCUGCUGAGGAUGGAAAUCCAGGCCACAGACCGGGAGGAGAACAAGCAGAUCUCCCUGGGCACCUCCAAACUCAACUACCUGGACCCGCGCAUCAGCGUCGCCUGGUGCAAGAACAUGGAGGUGCCCUUGGAGAAAAUAUACAACAAAACUCAGAGAGAUAAGUUUGCCUGGGCCGUCGACAUGACCGAAAUGGAUUUCUUUUUCUGAGUCUCAGCUUCAGACUAACCUGCAGCAAAGAUGGCUUUCAUUAAGAAUGAAUUUGUUUGUUCAAAGUUUUGCACAUGCUCCCCCUACCCUGUAUUUGUAUUUUAGUGCUGUUGCCGCUUUUUUUCAUUCUCCGCUAAAGUUUUAUGCUACAGUUCAAAUGCAUUUUAU
Molecule: messenger RNA, 2599 nt
Organism: Conger conger (European conger)
Lineage: Eukaryota; Metazoa; Chordata; Actinopteri; Anguilliformes; Congridae
Product: DNA topoisomerase I, mitochondrial
Exons: 20
Coding region: 191-2431 (746 amino acids)
Biological process (GO): chromosome segregation; DNA topological change; DNA replication
Cellular component (GO): nucleolus; chromosome
Molecular function (GO): DNA topoisomerase type I (single strand cut, ATP-independent) activity; DNA binding
Source: RefSeq, a predicted model, not a curated record